Messenger RNA from Entrophospora sp. SA101, 411 nucleotides. The record is from the annotation of a GenBank genome assembly. Lineage: Eukaryota; Fungi; Glomeromycota; Glomeromycetes; Entrophosporales; Entrophosporaceae.
AUGACGCUUGGUGAAUUAACACGUAGAUGCAAUAAGUUAAAUUUACCUAAAUUAAUGAGUGAAACAGAUUCAAAAGAUUAUAAAGAGGAAAUCACUAAAAAAUUUUUUGAGGAUGGUUAUGAUGAUUUAGAGGAAUCUUUGAAACCUUGGAUGAAUGACUUGCUUACAGCAGCACAGAAAUCUAAAGUUACUUUUACAUUGUUUUCAACAGUGGCAUUAUUUGCAAUAUUCACAGUUGCCGCACCAACUUUUUUACCAUGUCCAGUGCUUGAUGAAACACAACGUAGAGCCUUACUAGAACAACAUCUUAAAGAAAAGAAAUUGAAUUCUAGAAAAGCUCAAGUUUUAAUAACGCCAAGGGAUGACAAUGUUCUAAAGAAGAUUAAAGAACACCUUAUAAAAGAACAAUAA